AUGCCAUUGGCUGGAGGAGCCGCUCCGCUGCGCUGCGAUUGGCUGGUGACUUUUUUGUUCUCCGCUUUCACUGUUUCGCCUUUGAUGAUGACGAUGCUGCUGCUGCUUCCUCCCGGGGGUCUCGCGCUGUGGCUGCUGGUCAGCGGAGCCGCGCGCGCCGCGCUCGUGCCGCACGACGGCGUUUGUCCUAACGAGCUGAACGCCAACCUGUGGGUGGACGCGCAGAGCACGUGCGAGAGGGAGUGCGAGCGGGACCAGGACUGUGCUGAUUUUGAGAAAUGCUGCACAAACGUGUGUGGCCUGCUAAGCUGUGUUGCAGCUCGUUUCUCCGAUGGCUCCCCUGCGCUCCCCGAUGGCCAAUCGGGCACCAACAUGUCGGAGGGAAGUGUGGCAAGCUGCGUGGGUUACCUGUGCAACCAGCAGGGGGCAGUGUGCGAGGUGUGGGAGGGGCAGCCGGUAUGUAAGUGUCAGGAUCGCUGCGAGAGUGAACCCAGCUUCACCUGUGCUUCCGAUGGCCUCACCUACUUCAACCGCUGCUACAUGGAUGCCGAGGCUUGCAUUCAAGGUGUGACCCUGACCGUAGUCACCUGCAGGUAUCACCUUUCUGCCCCGGCCACCAGCCCUCUGACCCUGGGGACCACCUCCCAGGCCACUCCCACUUCCUCUGCACCAUUCCCUCCUACCCUGUACUCCAACCCCCAGCACCAGGCCGUGUACCUGGGUGGCACCGUUAGCUUCCACUGUGAUGUUAUUGGGCAUCCUAAGCCGGAUGUCACCUGGGAGAAGCAGUCGGAACGGCGGGAACACCUGGUGAUGCGUCCAGACCAGAUGUACGGCAACGUUGUGAUCACAAACAUUGGCCAGCUGGUGGUCUACAAUGCCCAGGUAUCGGACACGGGCAUCUAUACAUGCAUUGCCCGCAAUUCCGUUGGUGUCUUACGUGCGGAUUACCCGCUUUCCGUAAUCAUCCGUGCAGAACAUGACUUCUAUGAAGACCUCGAAGCAGGUAUGGAAUCUCUGGGGCGUCCAUUCUCACCUGCUGACUGCUUGGCAGAAGUAGAACGUGGUGAAUGUGGUGAAACCCGUGUUGACUGGCACUAUGAUACCUCGCUGGGAUCUUGCCGGCCCUUUGCCCACGGCGGAUGCCCGGGAGGGCGGAACAGGUUCGAGACGUACGAGGAGUGCCAGACAGCUUGUCAGCGGGAAGGAUUGGGAACGUGCACCCUGCCAGCCGUCCAGGGACCGUGCAGGAACUGGGAAGCCCGCUGGGCAUACAAUGGUAUCAGCAAGCAGUGCCAGGCCUUCGUCUAUGGCGGAUGCCAAGGAAACAGCAACAACUUCCGCUCCCGGGUAGAGUGUGAAGCAAAAUGCCCUCAGCCUAAGGCACGGCAGUGCCGAAGCUGCCGGCCGAAGGGCAGGUUGGUGCCCAGCCUGUGUCGCAGCGACUUUGCCAUCGUUGGACGACUGACAGAGCUGAUUGAGGAGCUAGACUCAGGUAUCGCACGCUUCAGCCUGGAGCAGGUCCUGCGGGACCAGAAGAUGGGCCUGGAGCUGUUCAAGGCUCGACACCUAGAGGUGACGCUGACUCACAUGGACUGGAGCUGUCCGUGCCCCAAUGUAACGCUGCAGGAAGAGGGCCCCCUGCUAGUGAUGGGUGAAGUGCAGGAUGGAAUGGCUGUGAUCCUUCCUCAUAGCUACAUCCGGCCUGUAACGGACCGCAGGGUCAGGAAGAUCCAGGAGGUCCUGGCCAAAAAGACCUGCGAGAUGCUGCAGAGGUUCCAGGACUGA
Molecule: messenger RNA, 1788 nt
Organism: Colossoma macropomum (tambaqui)
Lineage: Eukaryota; Metazoa; Chordata; Actinopteri; Characiformes; Serrasalmidae
Gene: wfikkn1
Product: WAP, follistatin/kazal, immunoglobulin, kunitz and netrin domain containing 1
Exons: 3
Coding region: 1-1788 (595 amino acids)
Cellular component (GO): extracellular region
Molecular function (GO): protein binding; serine-type endopeptidase inhibitor activity
Source: RefSeq, a predicted model, not a curated record